AAGGGGUCUUAGGUUUCGUCAAGUAAGAUGGUGACUGUCAGCUUGAGAUGGAUGCAGAUGGCUUUACCGUCGUUAGCAAAAAGAAAGCCGCCAGAAGAAGAUCAGCAAAACCACCGGCAGAUUAUAUUAACACAAGUGAAGAAAAUGUUGAGGACUGUCUAAGAAAAAUAAUUCAAGCAAGAGAAGACGUGGAAGCAAGUGAUGGAUUCGCCACUUUCCAAAAGAAUUUAAAUGAGAUAAAGAGCUCCCUGCAGAGAUGGAAAGAAGAUGCUUGCAGAAUUUCUUCCAUUGUCUGCUACGGCUUAGGUCAGAUUUCCUCUAGUAGGAUUGCCAGGUACCAAACAGGGCUGCUCAUGUCGAUUCAAGAGUUCUUUGACGUUGGUGUUGAGGUGUUUGACCCUGCGUUCUCAUCACUGGAUGAGAGGGUGUUAGAUUUCCUGAAUUUUACUGUUGUUAAAGAAAAUGAAGAAGGAAAGAAGCGUGUUUCGACAUCGACCUUGUUUUACAUGCCUCAUUGUGGAAAAGAAUUAUACAAUAACCUCUUGUGGGCAAACUGGAAUGCAGAAUCACUUCCCAUGUGUGUAAUUAUUGGCAAUAGUUUCAGCACCAUUGUCCAAAAUGUACCAUCAAGAAUAUUAAAACAGUAUUAUAAUUUUAUUGAAAGAGCAGAAAUGCUUUAUGAAGAAUAUCCUUUGAAGUCAUUAGUGGAACAUGAUGAUGUGUUCAAUGAUAUCAGUAUUCAUAUCAUGAAACAAGAAAUUGCGUUAAGUGAAAGAGAAGAACUUUUUGAAGAAUGUAGUGAACCAGAUUAUGCAGGCUGUGAAGCUGAGAUUGUGAGAACAUGAAGACUUAGAGAGACUUUUAAGAAUUA
Penaeus monodon (black tiger shrimp) is the source of this 871-nucleotide messenger RNA. Its product is annotated as SRR1-like protein. Gene Ontology annotation, cellular component: cytoplasm; nucleus. Lineage: Eukaryota; Metazoa; Arthropoda; Malacostraca; Decapoda; Penaeidae. Gene Ontology annotation, biological process: microtubule-based process. The record is from RefSeq and is a predicted model, not a curated record.